Cucurbitaria berberidis CBS 394.84 is the source of this 2825-nucleotide messenger RNA. RefSeq lists its product as uncharacterized. The transcript is spliced from 2 exons. The record is from RefSeq and is a predicted model, not a curated record. Bases 95 to 2671 code for a protein of 858 amino acids. NCBI's taxonomy places the organism in Eukaryota, Fungi, Ascomycota, Dothideomycetes, Pleosporales, Cucurbitariaceae.
GCAUUAACACUCUCCAUUUGGCCUUCACCUUAUUCUCUUCUCUUCCCAGACUCGCUAACCCCAGGCUCCAUUUGCCCAUACUCAUUGGCAAGACAUGUUACGCUUGAGGCCCUCAGAACUCACCCUGACGCCCGAGCAUGUCGACGAGUCGUUUCGCCGCAUAGCACAUAGGCACUCGUCAAGAGCCACGACUGUUGCACCAUCUCGAGCCUCUGCACACCCUGGCCGGCCCAUCCUCAGGCGUGGUCCGCAGAGAUCAACUCAGGAUGCCAUCACUGCCCUCGGGGACAUUCCUAUUCUGAGACCUUCGUCUCAGCAAGCUGUAUACACAUCCGUGGAAGAGGAUAUUGACCACAGCCAUCAUUCUCAAGUCGAAGAGGCUCCUAUAGGCACAAGUCCACCUGCAUCGAACGGACAGGCGGUAUCCGCACUCACAGCAGCCUCGUUGGCACUCCGUAGCAUGCAUAUUCCAUUCAGGCUCACACGAUAUCACCAAGCCUCGCACACAGCAUCUACUCCUGACGAGCCAGCGCCUACAGACGCGUCGAAUCAUGCAACGCCUGGCCCAGCUGGGACAUCCAGCCCCGUCAACAUGAGCGAAAGGACCUCCCAGCCGCGCCUGGAAUUUUCUCCUAAUAGCCCCGCAGAACUACGAGGAGGUGGUGGACCCAGAAGAAAUCGUGCCCCUGCCUCACCAGAAAGACCCCGCGCUCCCUCUCUGUCGCAACAGGGGCAGAGACCCAGUUCGCCUGGGACACAAGAGCGUUCACAAAACGCUGUCGAUGCCGAGCAAGGUCCGAACGAAAGACAUCCAACAAUAUAUCUACAGGGAUUUUUCACAGACCCUAACAUAACCCCUGGCGGGGUCAGUUACGACUUCGAGGAACUUCACCCACGAACCGAGCCACCUCGCCGUAGCAGUCGUCAGCCAAUGCUCACGCGCAGUUUCUCUUCAGGCAGCGCUCCUACUUUCGCUCUACCACAACGGCCAGAUGCAUCCAGGUUGUCUACAGACCAUGGGUAUAGCAUCAUACCAGCGCCCCAGCCUCCGAUGCGUCCUCCGACUCAUUUUCCGGGUAUCUUCAAUACGCAUAAUCAUGCAUCUUCCUUACCAAGCAUAAAUAAUGUGUACAGAUAUGUCUUUCAGGCUGAUCAGGUUAAUGCGGGAUCGAGACAGCCCAGCAGUGAAAGUUCAGGUGCCAGUGCUGCAUUCUCUUAUUAUGGCUCAGAUCUUCCUGCAUCGCGGAAUUCGAGUAGCACACAAUCGGCACCGGAUCAGGUUGCUCAGUAUGAUGGUGCUGUUCCUUCAAGACAUGUUAGUCACGCUGCACACAAUCCACCUCGUCCGUUGGAAAUUGGUGACCGUUUCCCCCCACCUCGCCCGUUAGAGAUUGGUGACCCUUUCCUGCGGCCGCUGUCCCGAAGAGGCUCAAGCCGGUCAUCGCCGAAUUUAGCUUUGUCUGUUCAACAUGGCAUUUCGCCAUUGCCAUCGAUGCCCUACACUCGUGGGCAAGGCGUCCAGAGCUCUCCACAGCCCCCUCCUGGCUUGGUCAAUAGCGUUGUUACAGGUGGGAAUCCCAUGGAUGCAGCCACGGCGGCGGCGCAAGAUCUUCGCUCGCCUCUUGACGAUUAUUCCGAGCAGUAUCAACGUUCCCUACAAGCUCGGCUCGCCGCACAGAGGACACAUGCCCAAUCAAGAUCAUACCCCGGCCAGCUUGACGGGCUCAACACAUACAUGCCACGCCAAGGUAUAGGUAGCCGUCCAUAUGGUACUGUUCAAGAUCCGUAUGGGCCGAUGUCUACGGGUUAUCGCCAACCACAGCCGCCCGUUCUUCGCUCCACCCUUGGUUCCUCCGAGCAUGUGCCUUAUCCACCAAUACGAAUGUCACAGUCUUACGACAGAAGCAGCCAGCCAAUUAGACCCAACCCAUUCGACGAAGCACCAUCUUCUCUUCACUGGCAAGGUCAACCGCUUCGAGCAGCUCAUGGUCAUCAGAGUUCCGUUCAAGCCAUACAAGGAAUGAACGCACGACAUAGUCAAGGACCCCUGCCUGGGCCCACCCAAUUCAGCAGCAUACCUCAGGAGGUUGUCCCUCGUGACAUAUCAAACCGGCCUCGUACGCAGCAACCGCAGCCACCGCAUCAUUUCGCUUCUAGAGUUUCACCACGCCCUCCCAAUGGCGACUGGACAAGUGUUCCGUUGCCCAUCACCCAGCCUAGACGACCGUCACAAGGUCACGUACCCUCAGAACAUAGAGAACCCAGACUCUCGCCCGAAGUGCCGCGUAGAUUUCUACCUCAGCGCGGUUCUUUUUCACUGCAGCCCGACGAAAGGCCUCCUCGCAACACCACGCGCUCUCGCCGCAGGCCAUCUACUCUUAACCUCCAACCCACCCUCGAUAGUCCUCUGACUUCCGUGGCCCUGGAUCAUGGCAGCGGCACCACCAGCAGACGACCACGGUCACUUCUUCCUCGCACAAGAUCUGUACGUCCGCGUCUAGCCAUCCCUGCACGCCAGCAAGAUCAGGAGAACUCGGGCGAGGGCGAAAUGGCGCUGAUGAGAAGGGAGGAGGGGGCGAUCAAUUCGCGUUAUGGAGAGGAGGAGCAGAGGGAUGUUAUGGAUGAGACGCCGCCGCGGGUUGGGCGGGUGGAGCGACGCAUGUUCGAAUAAUGGGGGUGGGAAAGCUGGGUGGAGGACUACGAGUUUUGUAAGAUUGGACUGUUUUCAUUGCUGGAGGAUGGAUGGAUCCUUGGAUACUGAGGUUGGAUAAAGAAGGGGAGGAUGAUUGAUACUAGGUUCGAUUAGUAUUCUAUUGUUGAUAUGA